AUGGGAGGAAUGAAUUAUCAUCUAGAAAUUCAUUUUGGCGAUGGCGUCGUCUGGCUAGCCCGUAUUCGAAGAACGAAUGCUGCAUCUCCGCCAACGGAGCUACAAAGCUACACUAUGCAAAGUGAAGUUGCGACGCUCCAAUUUGUGAACAACAUGAAUAUACCAAUCCCAAAAAUACACCAUUUUGACUGCGAUGAGAAGAAUCCCGUCGGUGUCCCAUAUAUUCUCAUGGAGAAAUUGCCCGGUGUGAGUGUGGGUAGUUCUCUAAUCCUGGCAUGGACCCCCGGAAACAGACAAAAAGUCUUAAGCCAGCUCGCAGACAUUUACAUAAAACUUCACAAACACCCAGUUCACAAAAUGGGAUCAUUCAAUGAUCCAGGGUCCGCCAAUAUUGGUCCCUUUGCAGUGGAGUCUCUUACCGAUCGCCAGGGUUCUGAGUUGAAGACAACAGGACCAUGUACUUCAAUUCAAGAAUAUUACAAAGCGGGCAUUGAUCUUACCCUAGAUCUAAUCUUGCGACAAGAAAUAUACACGACGCGCCCGGUCGAUGCCUACUUGGUACAUCGGUAUCUUUUAGACAAUGUGACAAGGGUAUUUUCAUACAACGACCUUGACGACGGGAAAUUUUAUCUCAGACACGCAGAUGACAAGGGAGAUCAUAUUCUUGUUGAUGACGAUUUCAACAUCACUGGCAUGAUUGAUUGGGAAUGGGCAUAUACGGCGCCAAAAUCAGUGGCGUUUAAUUCACCCAUCGCUCUCCUGCCCGUCAGCGAAUUUUAUGACGGCACCAAUAGGAUUGGGGAAGAUGAAGUCGCGUUUGCAGAACUUUUAGAAGAGAAGGGGCAUCCUGAUCUUGGAGAAAUCACGAGGACUGGACGUUUACUGCACAGAUUUGACUUCUGCUGCGGAUACGAUAUCUCAGAUUGGGAUGGAUUCUUGGGUCUUUUCUUUGGUCUUGUCAAUGGACUGGGUGAUCAAUUUACAAAAAAGCUAGGCGACGACAAGCUUAUCAAUUGGGAAAUUUGGAAAGCCGACGCAAUGAACCGGUAUUGGAACGACAAGCGACUUCAGAGACUCAUUGAGGACACAAAUUUCUUCUAA
Messenger RNA from Penicillium angulare, 1101 nucleotides. Its product is annotated as phosphotransferase family protein. The transcript has a single exon. Lineage: Eukaryota; Fungi; Ascomycota; Eurotiomycetes; Eurotiales; Aspergillaceae. The coding region runs from base 1 to 1101 and encodes 366 amino acids. The record is from RefSeq and is a predicted model, not a curated record.